AACCUAUAAAACGUUCAGAUAUAUUAAAGUUUGGAAUUUUAAAUCAAACUACUGGGCACAACAUAGAUAAUGGACAACAAACCACACCAACUAUACUUAAUGAUAAUUUAAGUAAUGACAUAACUACUUUGGUUCCUGUGAGUAUUAAUGACAAUGAAAUAGCUAAUAAUACUGUAGCCUUUAUUUUGUCGCCUGACAAAGUGCAAAAGAUACUUAACGAUCUUGGCUUUGAAGAAAAUAAAGUAGCAUCAUGGAACAGAUCUAUUGAAGUUCCUAUUGGAGUUUCUUCGGUUCUUUUUACGGCCCGUGAAGCUAUUCUUCAUGGUUUACACUUCCAACACAUAAGUUUAUAUCCAGCAAUUGAGUCCGAAUAUGUUCAUAAACAAUGCAAAAUUCCUGAAUUUGUAUCGAAAGAUAUUCAAUCGAUCGACCCUGGAAAAAUUAUACCUGGAAGAGCUCAUAGGACAUUCCCUCAGAAUAUAUUAGUGUGCAAGGAACAGUUUACUUAUAAUGAUAGACCAAAAAUACUUGAUCAAAUAAAGAACAAAUUUACUGACAGAAAUUUUCUUUAUCGUGGAACUUCACGUAGUGUUAUUCCUGCUGUCAUUUCAGCUGGUUUUGAUCUUGUAACACAUAACAUUCGUAAUGAAUUUGGACCUGGCCUAUAUACUACCCCCGAUAUUGAUUAUGCACUCAGAUAUUGUGGGCAAGCUGGUGUACUUUUGGUUUUCGAUUGGACUGAUUCCGGCGGUAAUAUUACAGUUAAAGAUUUGCUCGACGAUGAGUGGAUGGCAACAGUUAAAGGAUGGAUUUGUAUUGAUAAACCUGAAAAAGAUGGACCACCUCAGCAUAUUGAAGACGUAUUGCAAGGAAAAAUUUCUGAAAAUUAUGAUAACACUAGCAAUUGUCGUAUUCCACGUCAGUCUAUGAUAAUGCAAGUUGUUGGCAAGACAGAAGCAGGCCGUUCCGCCUUUGCAGCUCGUUUAAUUGCUAUUAUUUAUCAAU
Messenger RNA from Racocetra fulgida, 1005 nucleotides. NCBI's taxonomy places the organism in Eukaryota, Fungi, Glomeromycota, Glomeromycetes, Diversisporales, Gigasporaceae. The record is from the annotation of a GenBank genome assembly.